AGCACUGCAUAGUUUAUGACCCUCGGAUGUUUUGCACUGUUUUGGAUUCAGCCUGUGUCUCCCUCUUGCGGUAAGGCAGAGUCGUUAUGUGCUGUUGAGCAGUGCAGUGUGGCUUUGGCUUUGUGCCAUAAGGUAGGGAGCGGCCCCCCGCCUCCUCCCGCGCUCUCCGCAGCGGCGCGCGAAGCUGCGCGAGCUGCACCACUUCUGUUCGCUAUGUGUCCACCGGCAGCACGCGCUCUCCCUGCGCUCCUGCUCGCGCUCUGCGCCCUCAGCCCGGUGCUCACAGCAUAUAAACCAUUACGUCCACGCAAUGUGAAGCUAACGUCAGUGGAGAAGGGCUUAAAGGUGACAUGGGACCCACCUAACGAGCUGGACGGUCGUCCAGUGGAUCGAUACAGUAUUGGCUAUGGCAAGUCCAUGAGGUCUCUGCGCUUCAUCAAGGUGGACAAGGACCGCCGCUCCGAGGUACUAGAGGACGUAGAGCCUGGAGUCCUGCACUUUCUCAAGAUCAAUUCUGAGAAUGAGGAGGGAAUGAGUAAACCAGUCUACAGAGCAGAAACUCCAGGAGGUGGAGAGUGGGUAAAACUGGAUGGCUUUGCUGUUGAAGGUGGAUUUUCUGCAAACAGCUCCUCACCAGGUAGAAGGUCAUCUGAGUUCUCCUCUAAGAUAAGCCCUCAGCCUGCAGUUGAGAAACCAACACUGUUACAGCAGAGAGCCCCUCAGUCUUCCUCAGGCCCUGAGGCUCCACGCAGAGGAGGAUACCUGCCGAUCCGCUCUCAAAACAAACAUAGGGUGGACCUCAGUCAGCCCCAAGCUGACCAGCGCAAUGCUAACAAACCUAAACUAGCAUCUGAGUCCAUCUAUGUGGUAUCACUGCAGGCACAAAAAACACUACAGAGGAACGUACCAGCAAGUACGAGUGUAAAUACCGAAAACCCUCCUCCAGAGCGUGAUGAAGUAGAGGAGGCAGAAGACGUCACAGUGAGGAUUCUGUCUCCCCAGUCUGUUGUAAUCACAUGGGUGGAUCCACUUGUCAAGAAACAGAAAAGUAUCCCUGAAGGUACCAGGCAAUACACUGUCAGAUAUAGAGAGAAGGGAGAGUCUGCUCGGUGGGAAUAUAAGGAGACCUCACAGAGGCGGCUCGUGAUUGAGAAGCUCUCUGCUGAUGGAAUGUAUGAAUUCUCUGUUCGAAUCAGUCAGGGAGACCAACAUGGAGCAUGGAGUGUAUCUGUAUUCCAAAGGACUCCUGAAUCAGCUCCCUCUGGUCCUCCUGAGAACUUUGAGGUGAAACCACUUAGAGGGAAAGGCACAGCGGUCACAGCAACAUGGGAUCCACCUGAUGAACCCAAUGGUAAAAUCAGAGAAUAUAUCCUGUCCUAUGCUCCAGCCUUGAAACCCUUUGGAGCAAAGUCAGUAACAUAUCGUGGCACUACUACCUCAGCCACCAUAGAUGGACUGAGACCUGGUGAUCGCUACAUCUUCAAAAUUCGAGCAGCUAACAGGAAAGGGCAAGGACCACAGUCUAAAACCUUGAGUGUUGCAAUGCCGGAAACCAGCACUACUGCCUCACGGCAUUCCACUCAGCCUAAGAACCCAUCCAGAACAUCUGUAUCUGAUGACUUAGAGGAUCAGUAUACAGAAGACACGGAAGAAUCUCAUACCCAUACCACUACUUCUCCACCCACAAACAAGAAAUAUCGCCCCCUUUCUCAAACACGGUCUUAUCACAGCAUUUUUUCAUCUAUAAGGGGCUCUGUCAGGAGUUCAAGUUCCAACUCUAGGACAACCAUUAGCAGUGAUAAAGAAGGAGAUGAAGAAGAGACACCAACAGACACUCCAAAAGAAGAUGAAGCAACAGCAAAUGAAGCUGUUGAGGAUAUGCAACCUGAAAGUACUAACAAUGUUCCAUCAAAAACUGAGAAGGAAGAAGAACAGAAAGUUUCAUCUGCAGCUAAGGAAUCAAGCUCUAUUCUUAAAGGUUCAUUACCCAAAACUCAUUCCUCUUCUCCAAUGUCCAAAGAGGGCCAUCACCAAUCUCAGUCACUGACCCCUCACACAUCUUCUGUUGUCAAUGCCGGCCGUUUAAGACGGCCACCCUCUAGUACCUCAGGGUCACGGUCAAGGAAUCAGAAAGGAGUAUCUUCCAGUUUACCCAACAGCCAAGACCCUGCAGUCUCAAAGAAAGUCCACCCCAGCUCCUAUCCUGAAGACAAGGUCAGUACUACAGUAGCAAAAUCAUCCACCCCAUUGCCUCAGGAAACCAAGAUGGAAACAGAGAGAGAGUCAUCAUCUUCAUCACUAUCUUUGCCAGUGUCAUCAGCUGGGACGAGUAGAGUUUCUAACCCAACAAAUCAUGCCAGUAACUCAGGGCCUGGUCCUGUUUAUCCAAAUGGCAGAAGAGUAACUCAAUCUAAGGGUCACAGAUAUCAGACAGGACAACAAAAAACAGCUUUAACCUCAUCUGCUUUAUCACAAUCUUCAGCAGGAUCCAGUACUGACAAUCGGGAUACCCACUCAACCAGCAUUGGGGACACAAAAUAUGACAAUAAAAAUGAUUAUAAACUAAAGAUUAAAAAUAAUGAAGACUCACCUUCCUCUUAUCAAUAUACCACUACUCCUUCCCCUUCAAUUAAAGGAGAGAAUACACGGGACCUUGGUAACAAUAAUUAUAAAGACAAGUCUGUUAAUAGUCAUUUGCCUUCAUCUCAGAUUCCGUCUACAGCAAUCGCAGGACAUGGUUCCUCCUUGUCUAACAGAAAUUCCAAGAUAGUAAUUGGAAGUAGUCAAAGAAAAGAUGUCAGGAUCCCAUCGAGCAGGACUGCUUCUUCUGUAGGUGCAGGGAGGCCAAUUCUGAGAGGAACACCAUCGAAUUCAACAACCCCAGGAGAGCAUGUCAGUGGUAAAACCAAAACCUUCCCAACAACCUACACUACAAAACAUUUGGUUGACUCUGACCUUGCAAAACCAACUGUAAACAGCAGACAAGCUGUUUCAAGCAAUGGACAGACAACUUCUAAUGAUCACGUUCACAAAGAAGACAUAAACUAUAGCAAUGAUCACAAACAUCAUUACCUCUCUGAGGUCAGCAAAGAAACCCAUGAGAUUAGCAAUAAGAAUUCUGCCCCAACUGAUCCCCCCAAAACAAUUGCCUCUAAUGUUAAAGAGAUUCAGCAGUCUGGUCAAACAUCUGAGAACAGCUCUCACUCAUCCUAUAUGACUCUCAGUAGACUUGGUUUGGGUUCAAAAGGAAAGGUUCGUUCUGCUCUCCUGGCCAGUCGUCUGAAUGAGUUACGGUUGCUUGGUAGGUUACAGACAAUACAAAAUACACAACUGGGCUCUGCUGCUAAACAAAACUCCUCUUCAUCAUCCGUUUCAACUUCUUCAUCCUCUUCUGCCUCCCAGACCAUGGAACACAAAGCCUCACCUUCAGAUCAUGGCACAGGUACAAGCCAAAAUGCUAACGUUAGAUCAACUGUGGGAUCGGUCUCACGCUCAUCCCUGAAGCAACCUGCUACUUAUCAAAACUCUGGUGGCGACACUCCAACUGAUAUCAAGACCUCCUUAACGGCUCCAGCUAGAAAUCCAGUGGUGAGAUCACGCUUUUCACACAGAUCUGACAAAUAUUCAAGAGGAAAAACCCCACUCAGCUUGCACAAACCUAGUUAUGGGCAAGGCAAGAAUGGGCGACCAAAUCUUACAGCUACAAAUGGCAAAAUUGCAUCUACAUCAAAUGAAAAUACAAAAGGAAAUGGAGUCAAAUAUAUUACAGGCCCCGAUGGAACCAGAUGGGUUGUAGAUCUGGAUAAAGGAGUCUUAAUGAAUGAAGAGGGAAAGGUUUUGCAGGAUACUAGAGGCCGGCCCAGGAAAGUAGUCAUUGGAGAAGAUGGAAAAACUAUUUUUGAUGAGCAGGGUACCCCAUUAGUAAACCAGGAAGGUAUGGCUUUGUUUGGUCAUGGGAGGGACAGUCGGCCUGUGGUUAACCCCAAAGAUAAGUACCUCACUGUGGGAGGGAAGCCAGUGGUGGGCCUGGAUCGUCCUUCACCCAGUACUACAACCACAACCACCACAUCUACAACUACACCUACAACUACACCUACAACUACAACUACAACUACAACGACAACCACCACCACAACCACCACCACAACCACUGCUGAACCAACAACAACAGAAAUUACAACUCUAGAGUCCACAACUGAAGCUUUGCCUACCUGUCCCCCUGGAACAUUUCCAAAGCUGAAUAAGAACGGCAUUCCUGUGAUGGAUGUUUAUGGAAUACUGGACUGCUACCCAAGUGAUGAAUUUUGGAUGGAGACCACCAUGUUUCCUACCACCACUCAGCUGCCCACUACCACUCAUACCCCCACUACUGAGUUCCGCAUCUUCAACAACAGCCCAUCCUCUGAGUUUGAUGCUACUGGCAAGAAACGCUUCACAGCUCCAUAUGUGAACUACAUCCAGAAGGAUCCUGGUGCUCCAUGUUCCCUGACCGAGGCUCUAGAGUACCUGCAGGUGGAUGUGCUGGCUGAUCUCAUUGAGAAGGACAGUGUCACAGCCAGCCAAAAGCAGCCACCCAAACACAAGCCGCAUAACAUCACUGUGAUUGCCAUGGAGGGCUGUCACUCAUUUGUUAUUUUGGACUGGGCCCGCCCAUUGAAGGAUGACAUGGUGUCAGGGUACAUGGUGCAGAGUGCCUCCUAUGAUGAUGUCCUGAACAACAGAUGGUCAUCUAGUCUCUCAUCUGGCACCCACCUAGCUGUGGAGAACCUCAAGCCAAACUCCAGGUAUUACUUCAGAGUUCAAGCAAAGAAUGUUUUUGGUGUAGGGCCAUUCAGCGAACCAUUAAUGUAUGUUACAGAAUCAGAUGACCCUCUUCUUAUAGAGAGACCUCCAGGUGGCGAGCCUAUUUGGAUUCCUUUUACCUUUAGGUACAAUCCUGCCCACAGUUCGUGUAAAGGAAGUCAAUUUGUCAAGCGCACCUGGUACAGGAAGUUUGUGGGUGUGGUCCUGUGCAACUCACUGCGCUACAAGAUCUUUAUGGGAGAUGGACUUAAGGAAACUUUCUACAGUAUUGCUGAUUCUUUUGGCAAUGGAGAAGACCACUGUCAGUUUGUAGAUUCACAUUUGGAUGGAAGAACAGGACCACAACCCCUUUCCCUCUACCUACCACAAGCUCAAGGUUACUAUCGCUCAUAUAGACAAGAGCCUGUAGGUUUUGGGCCCAUAGGCAGACGUACGCCUCAUCAGUUUGUGGGCUGGUAUGAGUGUGGGGUCCCAAUCCCUGGGAAAUGGUAACAGAGGACAUUCUGAAUGCCAGUUAUCACUGGCAGCUUCAUUACAUUCUACUACAACCUCUCUGUUUGCCAAGUCCAUAAAUGAACUUUUGCCAACCGAAGCAACUACAGCCUAAACCAAAUACAGUUUCUGUCAGAGAGGAUAUAAUACUUAAAAUAACAUUUUCUAUAUAACUGUUCCAAUAUCAAGCACUUUUUUUAAAAGCAGUCUGUAUAUGAGGAAAUACAAGCAUGUGUGCUCAGAUUAUUAACAACAUUAUCAGGAACAGUGUAUCCUGAAUAAUUGCCAGUGACAAUGGCUUUGAUGGCUUCUUAUUAUUUUGGUAAUAUUAAGUAGUUUGAUACAAACCACAAGCCUUACAAUUGCAAUGACUUAUACAAUAAUGAUGUAACAAAUUGUCCAUGAUUUAUUUUCUUGUAAUUUUUAAUAACUUUGCUAGUUUUGUACUCAUGUUUGCUAUCCUCUUACCUUGAAUGGCAGUUGGCUUGGAAAUAUUGCCCAUAUUAGGGCAGAUAAAAAGGUAAUUUUAUUUGCUCAGGAAAGGUCAAAUACUGAAUAAAGAUACUACGUACAACACUAAAGUUUUAUGUUACACAAACAAAAUAAUGUUACCACGUUAACAUGUGAGGAAAAUACUACUUUAAUGAGAGGAGGUUUCAUUGAGUGGACCAAAUGAUCUAUUGGACGCCUGACAGUACAGGGUGUCCCAAAAGUCUCCAUACAUAGGGGAUUAUGUAUGCCAGCAACACAUCGGUUGUGCCUUUGUCAGUAGAUGUUCAUGGACGUCCACUUCUUGGUUGGUCCGCAACACUUCCAGUCUUUUUGAAUUUGUUAAUAAGUUUGGCAACAGUGUCGUGUGUGAUGUGCUUGCCAUGUUUCCUGUUCAAGUCCACUGCAACCUUGCGACAGCUUCCCAAUCCAGCCAUGAGAAUGAUUUCAAUAUGUUCUUCUUUUGUCAAACGCAUUCUUAAAGGCUAUCUGAAAAAAAUAUAUCAUAUAAACUAACUAUGAAAAAUUUUAGAAGGCAUUUUCCUUCUAAAGGAAGUGUUUAUUGCCCCUUUGUAUGGAGACAUUUGGGACCUGUAUUAUAUGUCUGCAUGUUCCUGAUCACCUAGCAUCUGACAAGUGCCAACCUUACUGAUGUGUGUUUUUUGGCUCAUCACAUAAAAAGAAUUAUCAAGUAAUUUGAACAGGUGAGAGAAGAGUACAUAAGUUGGUCAUUAACACAUUGAUGUUUACAUGCUCUAGCUAUAUUUUUACACAGUCUAAUGAAACUAUAACACUGUCAUCAUCAUUAACAAAUAUUUGUUAAACUAAUAAUGCAAGUCACUUAUUUCCCUUGUAUGCCCAUAUUGUAAGAAGAAUAGUAUAUGGUUAAUUUAUUUGAGAUUAAAAUGCAGUGAUAUUUAGCAGAUCUCAAAUAAAUUUCAUAUUAUCUAUGGACAAUAUUUCUACUACAUCCAGAAACAACAUUUUCCUAUAAUUACUGCCAUGCAGUCAUGUAAUUUUGGAGCUGAAUUGUUUAUUCUUCAUACUACUGUGUGGAAAAUAUUAUUAUCUCAAGGACCAGCAGUUCUUUAUUGCAAAAGUUAAACACAUUUGUGUUUUACUUGGCAUUUAGGAAAAAUGUAUCAGGCAGUUCAUACAAAGGGGAAAUCCGAGGUCAGCUAGCUGAAUCAUCUCUCCUUUGGUCAGCCGUUGUUUUCCAUAGAUUUUGGUGACAGUAAUUGUUUUGUUUCAAGGAUGGACCAUAGCAAAGCAGAGCACAUUUUGCACUCCAGAAUAAAGACAUGCUCCAGAGGUAAUCUGUUUUUUAUCCCGCUUUGUUUAAACUGGUUGUCUGGGACCAUAUUGCCAUUAUCAAGCACAGCAUGGGUUGGAAUAGUUAACAGCUUGGGUUACAUAAUAAUACAUGUGCUGUUUGUCACUACCAAUCAAUCCAUGUAAAUGAAAAAAUACUGGAGACAAUCAAAUCAACCUCCAAUAAUGAAUAAAACAUCUCUAUUCAAUACUGUAA
Molecule: messenger RNA, 7312 nt
Organism: Pangasianodon hypophthalmus (striped catfish)
Lineage: Eukaryota; Metazoa; Chordata; Actinopteri; Siluriformes; Pangasiidae
Gene: fndc1
Product: fibronectin type III domain containing 1
Exons: 22
Coding region: 16-5295 (1759 amino acids)
Molecular function (GO): protein binding
Source: RefSeq, a predicted model, not a curated record